This is a messenger RNA of Exaiptasia diaphana, 2002 nucleotides long. RefSeq names its product probable myosin light chain kinase DDB_G0292624. Gene Ontology annotation, molecular function: ATP binding; RNA endonuclease activity; protein serine/threonine kinase activity. Gene Ontology annotation, cellular component: IRE1-TRAF2-ASK1 complex. Lineage: Eukaryota; Metazoa; Cnidaria; Anthozoa; Actiniaria; Aiptasiidae. Gene Ontology annotation, biological process: intrinsic apoptotic signaling pathway in response to endoplasmic reticulum stress; IRE1-mediated unfolded protein response; mRNA processing. The record is from RefSeq and is a predicted model, not a curated record.
UCUUUGAAACGUGUGUGUCAUUUGGUCUUGAUAUCUGCAGUUCUGACAACGAAGGGCAAUCUAUAUUGACUAUUCUACUAAGGUCAGAGGUCUAUGAACUUGCCAAUGCCUUAAUUGAAGUUGCCUGUGUGUCCUUCCCGUCAAUCCUGAAAAAUAUAGUUGAGGCCAUAUGUAAAGAUGAGUCUACCCGUGCUAACUGGAAACAGCUUCUCGUAGAAAAAAUAUUAAACUUAAGAACAUCUCCAUCCGAUUAUGAUCUUAAUGAUGCACUUUUUCAUUGCUGCACCAAUAUCAAAAAGCUUCACGAUCAAGGACAGAGAUUUCAAUUUGAAGACGGAAGUCAAUCUAGCGAGCCACCACCUAAAAAGCGGAAAAUCGAUCACCCUGAAGACAUAAGCUCACCGCAAUCUAACAUUGAACUUAAUGAUACAGUAUUAACAUCUGUUCACCUGAACAUUGCAAGACAACUACUAUUACGCGAGGCGGAUAAUAAAUUGUGCAUGGGUUUGUGCGAAAAUUUCCCAGAACUACAUUCCUUUUUGACUAAGAAAGUUGACCCUGACAGUGUGCCCAUGAUCAUUCCAUGGACUUCGUUUUCCAAGACUUACGUAGACAAACUUAAAAGAGUUUCAAGAAAACAGAAUGUUGGCACAAUUGGCACCUACUGGUUUCAUAAAGAACCGAUAGGAGGUGGAUCGUUUGGUCAUAUUUUUUCAGGAAUCAACGAAAAAGACGGAAGAGAAGUUGCAAUCAAGAAGAUUCACAAACUACGGCUUGUGCGACCAGAGGAUAAAAGAGAGAUAAGAAAUCUGACCGCAUUGGCAGACUGUCAAAAGGUUGUCAGCUAUAUCUUCUUCGAUGACAGUGACAAGGACUUUGUGCACAUUGUGCUAGAAUUGAUGGAGGGAAAUCUAGAGGACUACUUUACAAGUUCCUUCUUUGAUGCCAAUCAAAGUGAACUACUAUGCCAAGAUGUUGUUGAAGGACUGGCAUAUUUGGAUCAGCACAAGCCCAAGCCAAUUCUUCAUCGUGACCUUAAACCUGGAAAUAUCCUUUACAAACUCCAUCCAAAACUUUGUCUUAAGAUUGCAGAUUUUGGUCUGAGCAGCCCUCUGACAACAGUUGGGACCACCGUCCUUGGUACCAAUGUUGGCACUCGAUGCUGGAUUGCUCCAGAAGUUAUACGUUCUACCACGUGCCAGCAUACACGAUCGUCAGACGUUUUUGCGUGUGGGCUCUUGUUACACUUCAUUUUGUCAAAUCAAAAACAUCCAUUUUACCCAGCGGAUUGCUCUAACAAAACUAUCCGGGAAAGGGAAAUAGAAACAGAAUAUAACAUGGGGUACGAAAGAAUGACAAUGGCUGGAUGGUAUCCCGCUCUUUCACCAGAAGCCACGCACCUCAUUAAAGGAAUGCUUCAAAAAGAUGAGAGUCGGCGACCUUCAGCAGCCGAUUCAUUACAACAUCCAUUUUUCUGGUCCAUUAAUAAGAAGAUGGGCUUCCUAAGUGCUGUUGGUAAUCAGUACGAAUUUGAGUGCCCACAUGCUAGCAAAGCAGCCUCUUAUCAUGUAACCACGGCAGUGGAAGCUGAUCUUGAAAACAACUUCUCCAACAUUGUACGAUAUGCAAAGUGGGAUGAUCCUAAUUACAAAAAUGUGGCAAAAGUUGUUGCUGAGAUGAAGAGUCCAAUCGUUAAAGUAAACAAAAAGGGAAAAACCUACACCCAAAACCCAAGAACCUACGAUWCUGGUUCCGUUGUUGAGCUAGUUCGUUUCAUCAGGAACGCUAUCAAUCACGUGUCUGAGCCCAGUCGACCGCAUGACAUCCAGAAGCUCAUUCUUGAGUCUGCCGUGUUCUUGACAGAAUUUCCUCAUCUACUGAUAGAGGUCUACAAAACUGUGACUACACAUGGAUGGGACAAGAGAGAAGAAAUCAAGAAUGCUAUGACCAGUGAGGAUUAAGAUCAAUUGACUACUUAUAUGUAAGUUUUAUCCUUUUGAUU